Messenger RNA from Necator americanus (New World hookworm), 660 nucleotides. RefSeq lists its product as uncharacterized. NCBI's taxonomy places the organism in Eukaryota, Metazoa, Nematoda, Chromadorea, Rhabditida, Ancylostomatidae. The transcript has a single exon. The record is from RefSeq and is a predicted model, not a curated record. Bases 1 to 660 code for a protein of 219 amino acids.
AUGGAGUACCAGGAAAGUUCGUUUGCUUGCUUGAUGACAAUGAUGAAUCAACGAACAACUGCUGCAGUUCGAACACCAGCCGGAUGUACAACACCGUUUGAAGUUGUAACUGGAGUAAGACAAGGGGCGGUGACAGGACCCUUCCUGUUCAAUUUCGCCAUCGACGACAUUAUGCGAAGAACAGUCGACCAGUGUCCUGCCGACAUUGUCUUAGCACCAUCAGGGUGCCCCUUGACUGACCUCAAGUACGCCGACGAUGUUGUUAUAUUCGCGGAAAGCAGUACGAAACUUCAACAUGUUGUCAACCUUGUAUCGAAACUGGCUGCAGCCUACGGACUACGCCUAUGCCCUGAUAAAUGCAAGCAGAUGUGGAUCUCUUCGAGACCUCGAACGGGAAUCAGAGUGGACGGACAACCGAUAGAACUCGUCGAUGAGUUCUGUUACCUGGGCUGUAUGCUGAAGAACAACGGCAGCUACGAGAGAGAUGUUCAGCAAAGAUGCGCUAAGGCCACUUCUGCAUUUAACUCCUUAACCACCUCUGUGGUCGACCCCCAUCACCAACGAAGUCAAACUGCGAGUCUACCUAUCCGCAAUUCGCCCCAUCAUGAUAUACGGAUCGGAGACUUGGGCAGCACCAUCAACGGUUAUGGAGAGGUUUGA